Molecule: messenger RNA, 2340 nt
Organism: Aureobasidium pullulans EXF-150
Lineage: Eukaryota; Fungi; Ascomycota; Dothideomycetes; Dothideales; Saccotheciaceae
Exons: 5
Coding region: 1-2340 (779 amino acids)
Biological process (GO): transcription initiation at RNA polymerase III promoter
Cellular component (GO): transcription factor TFIIIC complex
Molecular function (GO): histone acetyltransferase activity
Source: RefSeq, a predicted model, not a curated record
AUGGUCUGGGACAAAUUCAACCGCUCCAAUGGCGGUGUUACUAUCGACUUUUAUCCAAACACACUUGACAAUAUUUUCUGGUCAAAGGAAGGCAUUGUCGCAGUUGGUGGCAGUGAUCAUGUCAGUCUUUUUGUACCACGACUCAAAGCUAUCGCAUCAGAUGAGAGAAGAUGGGACAAGAUCAACCUCAAGACAAACUUCUUCACAAUAGAGGAGAUUCAGCUCCAGCUGCCUCUGACAUGGAAAAACUUCUCUGUCGGCGAAGAAAUGUCGGAAGCCUAUAUCCAUGCUCUUGACUGGUCCCCUCCAGGCCUUGGCAAACACAAGCGAAGUGUGCUGGCCGUUCUUACCUCAAAUCAUAUCUUGUCAAUCUGGGAGUGUGUUGGCAAGCCGGAAAUUGCCACAGACUGGGUCAGAUCUUGUGUGAUCAACCAUGCCCUCCAGGCGCAUUACAAGGAUAUGGAUAAGCGUGAUCCGGAGGAAAGUGAGCACGAUCAUUUCGAACGCCUCAGAGCAAAGCAACGUAUUCGAGCAUUCACGUGGAGCCCGUCACCACCCGAUCCUUCGUUGUCAGGCGCUUCGGGUGAUUGCACAGCGAGAAGUCCCUACUUGGCUGUAUCGAACGACCGUGGGGAGGUCCUCAUCAUCAGACUGCAAACGCCUUACGAUGUCCUGGAGCCUGAAACUUCGCAUUGGACCUUGUCUGUUGCAGAAACCUUCAGCGUUGAUGUUUCAGAAACAAAGCAAUCACCCUUAAGUGCUUGUAUGCCAGUAACGUUCAAGUGGAGAAGCCCUUUUGUGGAUCAGUUAGCAUGGAGUCCAUGGGCUCUAGACUCGAGCAAUACGCUGACAUCAAUACUGGCUUUCACAUUGCAAUCGUCUUUGCAAUGUACCAGCGUCAAGCUCAACGAACUAGGAACUCACACUGAUGUAGUCACCACUUCUUCUGCAUUACUCCUGGGGGAAAUCUCAGACACCCAAGCUACUGGGUGCAUGAAAUGGGCUUCGAAGUUGAAUGGUACCAAGGAAGCAUUUCUUGUAUACCCGACUCGCAAGUCGUUCUACUGUCUACAGGCCCAGCCCGGUCUGAGUCUGGAUAUUCAGAUUUCGGCACAAGAGAUCAACACCCCUUGGGACGAGAUCGCCGGUCUCUGUUUCGUUCAAGACGACAACGACAAUACAUCUGUACAAAUAGCAUACCACUUGGGUUCUGGCACUGACCGUAUCACAAGUCUGGCUUUGCCCUUCACCGCAAACUCGGCGGUCGGCUCUUCUACCUGGCAACAUGAUUUACUUAGAGGUCAAAGACGCUUUAGUGAUGAGUACAACCUCGCAGGCAAUGUCAUGGCCAGAGCCUAUGGCUUGUGUACAUCACCUUUCGGCGACAUGGUCGCUGUUAAUGCCAGCUUCCACCCGAGCGAUGGAGUUGAAUACACGACGAGCUCUGAUGAGGUUUCAUAUCUGAUCACGAGUCAAUGCAACGAUGAUUUGCAAUUUGCUUUGGCUGGAUCACCUUCAAAUCCACAUGAACUCACUGCUGAGGCUUUGCUAUCCAGCUUGCAAAGUCUUUCCGUGCGCGAACCUGAGGCUUUUGCUGAUGAGAGUUUUGUCGUGGAGCAAGUUAUGCAAGCACUCGAUCUCGCAGAGUUGCCCUCAAGCUACUCGAAGCUAGGACAGAUCACAGAAGAUACGCCUGUCGACAUCAUCGUGCGACAAGUGAGACAGAACAUCUUGUUCAAUCGAGAUAGCGUUCAAAGUCGUCUUUCACAACUCCUCAAGUAUGUCAAAGGAGACAUUCCUAAGACACCGCCGCUCGAUGCUACGGUCGUGCUCAAGAUCGUGACAGAGAUAGCUAGACUACCACAUUUUGUCGCCGACGCCAGCUUCUUGAGUCAUUCAAUCAUGCAGAUACAUUGCUUGAUACUGGCGAAGCUUCAGGCUCGAGGUGGCAACUCUGAUGCUGAAGCCUCAACCUCAGAAGAGGAAGAGAUCGAAAGUUGCGAGAUCUGCCGCAAGAACAUCCCUUUCGAGAGUCUCCGAUGGGCCAAAUGUGUCAACAACCAUCAAUAUCCUCGCUGUACACUCUCUUUCCUCGCUAUCCAAACACCAGGCACAGCCAAAUCAUGUUCUAUCUGCAAUGCUCAGUACAUCAACGAGUUCGUUAUGCCUGCUUUCAAGGCUCCAGAACGCAGAGAGCCGACGAAUAUGGAUACUGGAGUAGAAGAAGAUGAUGACCUGAUGCAAGGGACCUCAGAUCAAGAGCCUCAUGUAUCUUUGGCACGCAUUCUUUUUGCGGCAUGUGAUAGAUGCGUUUGUUGCGGAGGCAAAUUUACCGGAUAG